This is a messenger RNA of Lampris incognitus (smalleye Pacific opah), 2832 nucleotides long. Its product is annotated as ephrin type-A receptor 6-like. Gene Ontology annotation, cellular component: plasma membrane; neuron projection. Lineage: Eukaryota; Metazoa; Chordata; Actinopteri; Lampriformes; Lampridae. The coding region runs from base 16 to 2832 and encodes 938 amino acids. Gene Ontology annotation, molecular function: ATP binding; protein binding; transmembrane-ephrin receptor activity. Gene Ontology annotation, biological process: protein phosphorylation; axon guidance; cell surface receptor protein tyrosine kinase signaling pathway. The transcript has 17 exons. The record is from RefSeq and is a predicted model, not a curated record.
GAUGCCAUUACAGAGAUGGACGAGCACAACCGACCUAUCCAUACCUUCCAGGUGUGCCACGUGAUGGAGCCCAACCAGAACAACUGGCUGCGGUCCAACUGGAUCUUCCGCCAGGCUGCUCAGAAGGUAUAUUUGGAGCUGCGCUUCACCCUACGUGACUGCAACUCCAUCCCCUGGGUGUUGGGCACAUGCAAGGAGACAUUCAACCUCUUCUACUAUGAGACGGAUGAUGCCCACAGUGUCACGUUCAAGCCCUCUCAAUACACCAAGAUUGACACAAUUGCUGCGGAUGAGAGCUUCACUCAGAUGGACCUCGGGGACCGCAUCCUGAAGCUCAACACAGAGGUGCGCGAGGUGGGGCCCAUCAGCCGGAAAGGCUUCUACCUGGCAUUCCAGGACAUCGGUGCAUGCAUUGCAUUGGUGUCGGUGAGAGUGUACUACAAAAAAUGUCCAUUCACACUUAGGAACUUGGCCUCAUUCCCAGACACAGUGCCACGCGUGGACUCAUCCUCCCUGGUGGAAGUGAGGGGGGCAUGUGUGGACCACGCUGAAGAGAUAGACACUCCCAAACUUUACUGUGGAGCAGAUGGUGAUUGGUUGGUUCCCCUGGGCAAGUGCGUCUGCAGCGUGGGGUACGAAGAGGUUGAAGGCUCCUGCAUUGCAUGCCAUCCAGGGUUCUACAAGGCAUUUGCAGGGAACGUCAAAUGCCCCAAGUGUCCUCCUCACAGUUUUAGCUAUGGAGAGGGGGCCGCUAUCUGCCACUGUGAGAAGGGCUUCUUCAGGGCAGAGAAAGAUCCCCCUACUAUGGCCUGCACACGCCCGCCCUCUCCUCCUCGAAACCUGAUGUUCAACAUGAAUGACACAUGUCUAAUGCUGGAGUGGUCUCCUCCCAGUGAUACUGGAGGCCGGCGUGACCUCACCUACAAUGUGCUAUGCAAACGUUGCAGUCCUGGACCUGACCAGUGCCAGCUUUGUGAGGAGGAGUUACGCUUUCUCCCCCGCCCCCAGGGUCUGACCAAUGCCAUGGUUACUGUUAUGGACUUUUCCACCCAUGCCAACUACACCUUCGAGAUUGAGUCACUCAACGGUGUGUCAGACCUGAGCUCCUUCCCGCGACCAGUCGCCGCCAUCACUAUCAGCACAGAUCAAGGAGGAAGCAGUGGCCACGGUCCCUCUCUGGUUGGAGCUCUGAGAAAGGAUUGGGCCUCCCCCACCGACAUUGCUCUGUCCUGGCAGGAGCCUGGACCAACAGCACCGCCCGUCCUCCAUUAUGAGAUUAAGUAUUAUAAAAGGGAGCAUGAGCAUCUGAGCUACUCCUCUACGCGUACGAAGAGCCCCAGUGUGGUCAUCACAGGUCUGAAGCCGCGUACCUGGUACGUCUUCAGCCUGGCAAGCUGCACAGCAGGCGGCUGCAGCACCUACUCCCCUCCAUACCAAUAUCAAACCUCAGCAGACUCAUCACACAUGGUAUCUGACCAAGGCCAGGUGCUGGUCAUGGUCACAGCAGCAGUUGGUGGAUUCACUCUCCUCGUCAUCCUGACCCUCUUCUUCCUCAUCACUGGACGAUGUCACUGGUUCAUCAAGGCCAAGAUGAGCUCAGAGGAGAAGAGAAGGAGCAGCUAUCCAAAUGGACCUGCCUUACCCUUCCCAGGAAAAAAGACUUAUGUGGACCCAGACACAUAUGAAGACCCCACCCAGUCUGUCCAUGACUUCACCAAGGAGAUUGACCCAACACAGAUCCGCAUUGAGAGAGUGAUUGGAGCAGGUGAAUUUGGUGAGGUGUGCAGUGGGCGUCUGCAGACACCAGGGAAGAAAGAGAUCGCAGUGGCAAUAAAGACACUGAAGGGUGGUUUUGCUGAGCGGCAAAGGCGGGACUUUCUGCGUGAGGCAUCAAUCAUGGGACAGUCUAACCACCCAAACAUUAUCAAGCUGGAGGGUGUGGUCACCAAAAGCAGGCCCGUGAUGAUGGUGGUGGAAUACAUGGAAAAUGGAUCUCUAGACUCUUUCCUGAGGCAACACGAUGGCCACUUUACAGUGAUUCAGCUGGUGGGCAUGAUGCGUGGCAUUGCCUCUGGCAUGAAGUACCUGGCAGACAUGGGGUACAUUCACCGAGACCUGGCAGCUCGAAACAUCCUGGUCAACAGCAACCUGGUGUGUAAAGUGUCUGACUUUGGUCUGUCCCGAGUCCUGGAGGACGAUCCAGAGGCCGCCUACACAACCACGGGUGGUAAGAUCCCUAUCCGCUGGACAGCUCCUGAGGCCAUCUCAUACAGGAAGUUCUCGUCGGCCAGUGAUGCGUGGAGCUAUGGUAUUGUAAUGUGGGAAGUGAUGUCAUAUGGGGAGCGGCCUUACUGGGAGAUGUCCAAUCAGGAUGUGAUUCUGUCCAUUGAGGAGGGCUACCGUCUGCCGGCCCCAGUCGGCUGCCCUGUGGCACUCCAUCAGCUGAUGUUGCACUGCUGGAGAAAAGAAAGAAGCCACCGGCCAACGUUCACUGAUGUGGUUUCUUUCCUGGACAGACUUAUUUGUAACCCCAGCAGGCUGCUUUCUCUGGCGGAGGAUGUCCAGAGUCCACCAGAGUCUCCGGGGGAAGUCAUGGACCACCACAUGUUCAUCUCCAUCAGCGACUGGCUGGACUCUAUUAAGAUGAGCCAAUACAAGAGCAACUUUAUGGCAGCAGGCUUCACCACGCUGGAUUCAGUGGCCACGAUGAGCAUCGAAGAUGUCCGGCAUAUCGGGGUGCAGCUGGUUGGCCAUCAGAGGCAGAUCAUCAGCAGUGCAGAGACCCUGUGUCUCCAGCUCCUGCAUGGACAGGACACGGGUUUCCAUGUAUGA